UACUAGAAGAUUGUGUGAACCUGUCUCCUUAACGAUUCUGCUGUUCCAAGACCUCUCUUGGGGUGAUAUUUUAUGGUUGCCUGGAGGUGAACAUGGGAGAGUUACAUUGAUUCACUGCUUUCUCUAAAUCAAUUCUUGACCAUACCCUAAUAAAAAAUUUUAUUAGAUCAUUUGGUGAUAGUUAUAAAGAACAUGUAUUCCCUCCACAGGAAUUGACAGCUCUACUCACUAGGUAUUUAUCAUUUAUUUUUCUGCAUUCUAAAGUUUUAGUAAUAUCUUUUGUUUAAAUUUCCUUCAGUAUUUUUCCUACUUUGUUGUUCCAGGGAGCCAUCCCAUAUGAAAAUAGUUUCUUAAAAGGAAAAAAAAAAGAAAAAAAUCAGCAACACUGGACAAUAUAUUGGGGGAAGUGACAUUAUAUGCCUGCUGCUCAACUAAUUGGCCUCUCCUCCAGCCUUUGCAAAAGAAUGGGGGAAUGGGUGUAUUCUUAUACCUCUUCUUUGGUAUCAAACUUAUUCUUUUUAAUUUUGCAACACUCAUUUUUUAUUGUUUUGUGGGAGUUGGAAACAUUUACAUUAUAGUUAUUGUGUAUAUGGUUUUCUUGGCUACACUUAACUUUGUAUCAGUUCAGGUAAGCCUUUGCUGCUUUUCUGUAUUCUUAUUUAUCAUUUCCUACAUUAAAAAAAUCAUUUUAUAGUUUAUCAUUUUCUUAUAUAUUUUUUUCCUUUUUAGCUGGCAUUUACAUGACUUGAAGACAAAAAAUGAGGAUCUAUAUUAUGACCCCUAUCAUUAAGUAAUGCUUAAAUGCAAAAGAAGAGCUACAAGAAACAAUCAUAAGUAAUUAUUUCUUUACUCAGGCAUCAAUGACUACCUCGUUCAAUCCAAGUCGACCUUCUUCAUCAGAGUUGGUGGAACUUCAUGUUUUUUAUGUCCCUGAAGGAUCAUGGAACUAUAAGCUAAAUACCAUUUCAAUAGAAGUAGUCAGUAAAUUUAUUUCAGCUGGCUUUAUAAGGGUGUCACCUCAACUUACUUUACAAGCCUUGAGGGAGCAGCUGGGUGAAUUCCUGGGCGAGGAAGCUGUGGCAGAAAAAUUUUUAUUUUUGAAAUGCAUAGGAAACAAUUUAGCUGUGGUGAAGACAAAGCAAGAAAAGGAACUGAAACUUAAGUCAUUUGCUCCACCAUAUGCUCUUCAACCAGAAUUAUAUUUGCUUCCCAUAGUGGACCACUUAGGAAAUAUUUAUUCAUCAUCAUCAUCAUCAUCUGUUAUGGGAGAUGCGCAACAGAAUAAUUCUAAUAUUUCUGAGGAUGAUAAAGUUGUCCAGCAACUAGAUAGUUGCCAAACUCCUUCAAACCAGAAACUUGAAAAAGAACCAAGCGUAAUAGAAAGUACUACUAAAGCUCCUUCACUCAAGAAUGAGGAAGAAGAAUCAAAGAAUCUUGGAGAUGGGUGGCAAGGUAAAAAGAGUAAGGAAGAAGAACCUGUUGAGUCGCAAGUGUGUGAUGAUUUAAGUGUUGCAAAUACGGAAACAGGAAACAAUACAGCCAUUUCAAAAGUCCGUAUUAAAGUGUCUCCCAAUGAAAUUUGGGAAGAUUGUAAUAAUGUUUUGCCUUGGAAUAAUGUCAAGGAGCAGACUCAAAGAAACGGUGCUAACAUUUUGCUCAAAAGAAGAGUCAGCCUAAAAGACAACAAGAUUAAAAAAUACCCAGCCAGAAAGUAUGGAUUUCUAGAAGCAUUAGAUGAUAAACGUAUUUUACAUGCACAAAACAAAAAAAGCCAAUUCCUGUGGGAAAAUGGAGACAAGAUAACUGAUGCCAGCAAAAAAAAGGAAGAUCCGUCAGGUGACGAAGAUUAUGACAAGCCGCCAGGUCCUUCUGCUCCUCCUUCACUACCUCUCCUGGCUUUUGCUCCAGGAAUACUUGAAUCCUCUGUGUUACAAAAUGAGAGAUGCAAGAUUAUGCAACAAAUGAAGCAAGUAAAGGAAGAAAGAUGUCAUUUGGAAGAGACGAGAGAAGAACUUAUGAAAAAAGUUAAAACUUUAUUUGAACAAAGCAAACUGAAAAGAUAUCGUGCUCAGGAAGCUUGGAAGAAAAAAUAUUUUGAAACCAAGAAAAUCACAACUUCAUUGGAGGAAGUAUUAACUAAACUUCAAGAAGAUUUAGAACUAUAUUAUAAAAAAUUGCUCAUGCAGCUAGAAGCUAGGGAGAUCAAGAUGCGGCCAAAGAAUUUGGCAAAUGUAGAAGACUCAAAGAAUAAUCUUAUAAUCCAGAUCACUGAAGUACAGCAUGCAAUUGACCAACUGAAAAGAAAACUGGACACUGACAAAAUGAAACUUAUGAUAGAAAUUAAGAUGAGGAAACUGAGACAGAGUGAAGUGACUUGCCCAGGGCCACACAGCUAAUAAGUAUCUGAGGCCAAAUUUGAACUCAGGUCUUCCAGAUUCCAGACCUAGUGCUCUACCCAUGGCUCUGUCCAGCCGCCCCCAAGCAUGAGGGUACAUUUGUGUAUACUUGAUGCUAUCCAAAACGAGUACAAUUCUGACUUAUAAAUGCACCAGGAUAUAAAUGGACUAUAGGAAAAAAAAAACAAAUAUUUUUUUUUUUUAAGAUUUUCUCUAAAUUGGACCUGACCAUGGAUUCUUCCUUGUAAUCAGUACUCAAUGACAUGGUCAGAUCCAUUCUAUGUCAACCACAGUGACCAGUGAGAUUGCCCAGUGAAGAUAAAUAUUUUAACCAUAAGUAUUUGGCCUGAAGUUGACUGUAAUAUUAUGAAAUGCAAUAUGAAUGGAAGAGGGCAUUGGCUCCAAAGUAAAAAAGUCUGCAUUCAAGUCUAGGCUGAUCUUUACUCACAGGACAACCAAAUACAAUAAUUAAUAAUAAUGACAAUCACAUAAUGUUACAAAGCUUGCAAAAUGAUAUUUUCAUGAGAGUCUUACAAUCAUCCUGUGAACAAGGCAAUACUUGCAUUAUCUCCAUUUUACAGAUGAAGAAACUGAUAUUCAGAAUUCCCAUGGCUUGCACAUGGUCACAUAGAUAGUAUGGACACUUUCAAACGAGUCCAACACUAUUGAUAACACUGCUUCACUUAAGGACGAGUCCUGUCACCGUGGGCAUCAGUUUCUUCAUCUUUAAAAUAGGAAUAAUACUUCUACUCUCUAGACUCAUAGCAAAGCAUUUUGGAAACCUCAAAGUGUAAAUAAUUGUGAGCCACUGGCCAAAAUGAAGAAAUUUCUUUAUAAAGCAAGACCCUUAUAUCAACUACAUAAAUAAAAAUAUUGUUAUCUAA
Molecule: messenger RNA, 3280 nt
Organism: Antechinus flavipes (yellow-footed antechinus)
Lineage: Eukaryota; Metazoa; Chordata; Mammalia; Dasyuromorphia; Dasyuridae
Gene: SPATA1
Product: spermatogenesis associated 1
Exons: 14
Coding region: 861-2396 (511 amino acids)
Source: RefSeq, a predicted model, not a curated record